Messenger RNA from Cyanistes caeruleus (blue tit), 624 nucleotides. The record is from RefSeq and is a predicted model, not a curated record. NCBI's taxonomy places the organism in Eukaryota, Metazoa, Chordata, Aves, Passeriformes, Paridae.
GGGGUUACCCACCAGGGUUCACUGUCCCCCGUGCAGAUGGUGGUGCCUAGAUGUCACCGAGCCCUGUUUCCUGUGCCUUCUGCAGAUGCUGAUGCCCAAGAAGAACCGAAUCGCCAUCUAUGAGCUGCUGUUCAAGGAGGGGGUGAUGGUGGCCAAGAAGGACGUGCACAUGCCCAAACACCCCGAGCUCGUGGACAAGAAUGUGCCCAACCUGCACGUCAUGAAAGCCAUGCAGUCCCUCAAGUCCCGAGGGUACGUGAAGGAGCAGUUUGCCUGGAGACACUUCUACUGGUACCUGACCAACGAGGGCAUCCAGUACCUGCGGGAUUAUCUCCACCUGCCCCCUGAGAUUGUCCCGGCCACGCUGCGCCGGAGCCGCCCUGAGACCGGCAGGCCCCGGCCCAAAGGUCUGGAGGGCGAGCGCCCAGCGCGGCUCACACGGGGUGAGGCUGACCGGGACACAUACCGCCGCAGCGCCGUGCCACCUGGUGCUGACAAGAAGGCUGAGGCUGGUGCUGGAGCAGCCACAGAAUUCCAGUUCAGAGGUGGAUUUGGUCGUGGACGUGGUCAGCCCCCACAGUAGAACUUCAUGUUUUGUGUAUAAUAAAAGAGGUGAAAAUGCCA